Molecule: messenger RNA, 2391 nt
Organism: Chinchilla lanigera (long-tailed chinchilla)
Lineage: Eukaryota; Metazoa; Chordata; Mammalia; Rodentia; Chinchillidae
Exons: 3
Coding region: 1-816 (271 amino acids)
Source: RefSeq, a predicted model, not a curated record
AUGGAAGUGAUCCUCGCUUUCGCAUGUGGACGGGGAUUUCUCCUCCUAUUACUGCCCUUCCUCCCGGAUAAUCCAUCAAUACCACCACCACCAACUCUGAAAAAGAAGAAAGGUUCCAGAAAGCGGGAUUCAUCACCACUCCCACUGGGCCCCAUCCCACAAAACUCCUCUCCACUCAACACCUGCUCCUUGCCUUCCCCUGUCCCAGCCAUUUCCAUACAUGGUCACUCAGACUGUCCAAACUCAGCCGUCUCCCCAAGUCAGGAGACUUCCAGAACCUUGUGCCUCUCCAGCUUGGCAAAAGGUGAAUCCCAGGAAGGCCACCAGACCUCACAAUUGCCAGAGGCCUCAUUCCUGUACACACCCCACACAGACAGACAGAGAAUGGGAGUUCCCAUGUCCUCAAUCCUGAGGGGCAGGAGUGCAGCAGGGAGUGCAACCCAGAACUUCUCCCUCCUGCACUGUGGGACUCAGCAGAGGCUGGAGACACACAUGGAAAGGCUCUGGGUGAGGCACAGGUGGGGCUUAGCCUUCAAGAUCAUCAAGGGCAUAUGCACCUUCAAACUGAAAAAGACUCAGGCCUCCCUGCCUGCACAGCCUGCCUCUUCCUCCUCAGCCCCAGCUAACUCCAAGGCUGACUCCAGCUGCCAGAAUAGGAAUUUCCUGGGAGAAUCAUCUCAGAAAUUUCCAGGAGAAAAGGUGAAAGCAGUUAUUGAAGUUCUGAAAACUCGGGGUCCUCUCACUGGUCGCUCAUUCAAAUACCCGGUAAUGACUCUAUCUGGUGACAGUGGUGGGCCCUCACAAGCUGUGCCAUGAGGACGUAAGAGCAGCUACAGUUCUCAGCCCCACAUGCUCGGCACUGAGGGCAGAGCCUGGCCUGCUGAUACUGUCCCGAGGCCAGGGAGAGGUAGCCUUGGCCAAAGGACAAUCUACGGAAUGGGCCGGUAUCAGAAACAGGAGAGAGGAGAUGCAGACUCCGGACACCUUUCCCCUGGAGUGUCAGCAUCAGAAAUGACUGUAGGAUCUCUAUACCCAAGAGGCAGAGACAUCAAGCAGACCAUGGAGACUGAGCAGAAGAAGCCCUUUGACAGGGUACUGACCAAGGCAGCCAGUGUGAUGUCAACCUCCCAUAACCCUCAUGUGAGUCUGAGGAGUUUCAAGUCUCUGGGAUCCAAUAAAAGCCUCCCCCGAGACCAGAAUUUCUGCUGUGCAGGACACAGGAGAUUCAUGCUUGGGUAUGCAGAAAGAGAAAGAAAAUGGGAUAGAGGAUCCAGCCACUGGGGUCCUCCUGCAAGACUUUGCCACUGGCGAGGUCCUUCAACACUCUUCCUUAGAUAUGCCUCUCUUGGACAACAUCCUGACUUCUCACAAGAGUCCACACAUCCCCCAAGGGGUGCUUACAAGUAGUGCAUCACCUUCCCCAGGCAUUGUGACCUUAGAGUGAGGGAGAGGAAGAGCCGGGAAUGAACGAAUCUCAGAAUGCCCAAACAACAGGAGCGGAGAGUGAGCAAGUCUUACAUGUGUGUUCCACCUGAGAAGAGAGUGAGCUUUGAGAGGCCCAAGCCACGAGGGAAGACAGACAGAUUUGCAGGAGGGAAGUGGGUUGGAGGGCUGAUUCCCUCUUCUCAGGUCAGGGAAGCAAGAGACACCAUGGGGAGCAAGUCCCUGUUCCUGGCAGAGAAGAAACCAGCACCUUCCAAAAGCUUCACUGGGACCAGAGUAACAGAAUUUGGGCAACACAUGCUGCACAACAAAGACUGAGCAGAGGCAGAGUCCCUGCAGAGAGUCCAGGCCCCAACACCCGCUACCCAAACUCAAGGGUCAGGCGCAAGCAGCAGACUCCCUAUGAACAGUGGGAGUGCUAAAGCCCAAGUGCUGGUGACCACUGUUGGACAGAUCCUAGAGGAGAAAAUGAGACUACAAAAUGUGGUUUCUGCCUCCAAAGAAACCUUGAGGAAAGGGGAAUCCCAGGGCAAUAGCUGUUCCUCCUACGAAAAGAAUGCUUCCUUACCCGAGCAAAACAGAAAGAUGAGCAUCAUGGGCUGUGGUCAGCAGGCCAGGCCUGAGCACCACAGCCAUUUUAUGACUACAGGAUUCAACAUAGACAGGGCAAGCAAUCCUGCCGUCCCACCAUGGGAGCCUGGGCCCCAAACCAGUCCACUCCACUGCAGGCCCAUGGGGCCUGGAGCCUCAGACAACCCCGUUCACUGCCCCAGGCACUGUGUUCUUCAGAAGCGUCUUCCCCAGUCAGUGUUAAGGUACUUCUCACACCUCCCUUGGGGAAAAUCCUUGCCGAGCAAACCUGUUCUGUCUGGCAUAAGCACAGCUUAUGUGAGCUAAUGGUGUCUUUCUAUGGAGACGUCUGUAAUUUCCCAGUAAAUGAUUUUAUCU